Molecule: messenger RNA, 1437 nt
Organism: Henningerozyma blattae CBS 6284
Lineage: Eukaryota; Fungi; Ascomycota; Saccharomycetes; Saccharomycetales; Saccharomycetaceae
Gene: CBF5
Product: pseudouridine synthase CBF5
Exons: 1
Coding region: 1-1437 (478 amino acids)
Biological process (GO): snRNA pseudouridine synthesis; box H/ACA sno(s)RNA 3'-end processing; rRNA pseudouridine synthesis
Cellular component (GO): box H/ACA snoRNP complex
Molecular function (GO): RNA binding; pseudouridine synthase activity
Source: RefSeq, a predicted model, not a curated record
AUGUCAAAAGAUUAUGUUAUUACACCAGAAGCUAGUGGUUCCGUUGCUAAUACUAGUGAAUGGCCAUUAUUAUUAAAAGAUUUUGAUAAAUUAUUAGUUAGAAGUUCUCAUUACACUCCUAUCCCAAAUGGUUCUUCCCCAUUAAAGAGAGAUUUAAAAUCAUAUAUUAGUUCUGGUGUUAUUAACUUAGAUAAACCAUCUAAUCCAUCAUCCCAUGAAGUUGUUGCUUGGAUUAAACGUAUUUUACGUUGUGAAAAGACUGGUCACUCUGGUACCUUGGAUCCAAAAGUUACUGGUUGUUUAAUUGUUUGUAUUGAUAGAGCUACUAGAUUAGUCAAAUCUCAACAAGGUGCUGGUAAAGAGUAUGUUUGUAUUGUUAGAUUACAUGAUGCUCUAAAAGAUGAAAAAGAUUUAGGACGUUCAUUAGAAAACUUAACUGGUGCUUUAUUCCAAAGACCACCUUUAAUUUCUGCUGUUAAACGUCAAUUACGUGUUCGUACAAUUUAUGAAUCUAAUUUGAUUGAAUUUGAUAAUAAAAGAAACUUGGGUGUCUUUUGGGCAUCAUGUGAAGCAGGUACUUAUAUGCGUACACUUUGUGUUCAUUUAGGUAUGUUGUUGGGUGUUGGUGGUCAUAUGCAAGAAUUACGUCGUGUUAGAUCUGGUGCUUUAUCUGAAAAUGAUAAUAUGGUUACAUUACAUGAUGUUUUAGAUGCCCAAUGGGUUUAUGAUAAUACUAGAGAUGAAUCGUAUUUAAGAAAGAUUAUUCAACCAUUAGAAACUUUAUUAGUUGGUUAUAAGAGAAUUGUCGUUAAGGAUUCUGCCGUUAAUGCUGUUUGUUAUGGUGCCAAAUUAAUGAUUCCAGGUUUAUUACGUUAUGAAGAAGGUAUUGAAUUAUAUGAUGAAGUUGUUUUAAUUACUACUAAAGGUGAAGCUAUUGCUGUUGCUAUUGCUCAAAUGUCUACAGUUGAUUUGGCUUCAUGUGAUCAUGGUGUUGUUGCUACUGUGAAGAGAUGUAUUAUGGAAAGAGAUUUAUAUCCAAGAAGAUGGGGUCUUGGUCCAAUAGCACAAAAGAAGAAACAAUUGAAAGCUGAUGGUAAAUUGGAUAAAUAUGGCCGUAUAAAUGAAAACACUCCAGAAGAUUGGAAGAAGAAUUAUGUGGAUGAAUCUGCUGAAGGAACCAAGACUAGUGAAAAAUCUAGCGAAGAAACUAAACCAUUAAUUAAAGAAGUUGAAAAGAAGGAAGAAAAGAAGGAAGAAAAGAAGGAAGAAAAGAAAGAAGAAAAGAAGGAAGAAAAGGAAGAAAAGAAAGAAAGAAAGAAAAGAAAGAAAAGAAGGAAAAGAAGGAAAAGAAAGACAAAAAGAAAAAAAGAAAAAAAGAGAAAGGCAGAAGAUGAAGAUGGUGAAUCUGAAAAGAAGAAGAAGAAAUCCAAGAAAUAG